Drechmeria coniospora is the source of this 825-nucleotide messenger RNA. RefSeq lists its product as uncharacterized. Bases 1 to 825 code for a protein of 274 amino acids. The record is from RefSeq and is a predicted model, not a curated record. NCBI's taxonomy places the organism in Eukaryota, Fungi, Ascomycota, Sordariomycetes, Hypocreales, Ophiocordycipitaceae. The transcript is spliced from 2 exons.
AUGAGCUCAGCCAUCGACGUCUCCUCCGUCUGCGGCGAGGCCGCCAAAGGGCACGAGCGCGACAUAGUCGCCGUCUUCGUCAGGCUCGUCACCGCGGAAUGCUCGGCCGAGGAGGCGGCGGCGGACAUCGACAAGCUCUACCCCGUCGGCAGCACCGACGCGGCCGAAGAAUUUCUCUGGUCCUUCUGGACGCUGCUCGUCGCCACGGUCAAGAAGGUGCCGGCGACGAGCGAUCCGGACCGGAUGCAGCCCAUGGUCUCCAUGAUCGCACACCUCCGCUCCCUGCGGGAUGACGAGGUCGAGAUGUGGGGGCAGAAGACGCGCGUCUGGUCCGAGCUGCCCAUGCUCGGGCCCUGCAUGCGAGACGCGUGGAACAUGCGACCCAUGUUCACCGGCACCGAGGCCGAGACGGAGAGCAUCGCCGAGUGGAUCUCGCUCAACUCGUUCGCCGCCCGCGUCUUCGGCGCCAAGCUGCAGUCGUGGGACAACUUUGCCAUCUGGGAGAUGCGCUCGGGCCUCGAGGAGCCGCCGCGGGAGACGACGAGCGCCAAGGAUGCGAGCCUCGCGACGGCGUGCGAGUGGAUCGCCCACGCGGGCGAGGCGCUGCACGAGCAGGGCCGUCAGGGCCGCACCCUCGACGCCAUGGAGCAGCGGGCGCUGAAGCCGGGCACGCUGUUCAGGAGCGACAGGUCUGGCCUCGGCGACGAGCGCUGGCGCUUCUGGCGGGAGAGGAUCGGCCUCUUCGGCGCCGGCGCCGGCAGCGGGGAGCUCAAGGAGAGGGCGCGGAAGAUGGUGGAGAAGAUGGAGAGGCUCGAUUCCUCGUAG